AUGUCCAGCGCUGUUCUGCACCGAGAUACACGUUUUGUCCCAAAGAAGGCAAUUGGGGGCCAAGGCUGCUAUAUAAAUCUUGAGGAUGGCACCAAGUUUCUUGAUUCGACUGGCGGCGCCGCCGUCUCAUGCCUAGGACACGGCAAUGAAAAGGUCAAUCGAAUGAUCAAAGACCAACUUGAUCAACUGGCAUACUGUCAUUCGGCAUUCUUUGGCACUCAGGUAUCCGAGGACCUAGCUUCAUUCUUGACUGAAUCUACCGGUGGGAAACUCUCUAAGCUGUUCGUAGUCAGUUCAGGUUCGGAGGCCAUUGAGGCUGCUCUCAAGCUGGCGCGACAAUAUUUUCUCGAGCUGCCGACUCCCCAAGAUCAGCGUACUAGGUUCAUUGCUCGUCUCCCCUCUUACCACGGCACCACACUCGGGGCUCUAGGUGCCGGCGGACAUGUUCUUCGACGACAGCCAUUUGAGCCAUUGCUAGCAAAGAAUACCUCUCAUGUUUCACCUUGCUAUGCCUAUCGGGGUAAGAAAGAUCGCGAGUCUGAUGCAGACUAUGUCGCUCGUCUUGCUACAGAGUUAGAUGCAGAGUUCCAGCGCGUGGGCCCAGAGAGCGUGUGCGCAUUUAUUGCAGAGCCUGUCGUUGGCGCAGCUCUGGGCUGUGUUCCGGCUGUUCCCGGCUAUUUUCCCGCUAUGAAAGCUGUAUGUGAGAGGUACGGUGCGUUGUUCAUCUUGGAUGAAAUCAUGAGCGGUAUGGGUCGUUGUGGGACUUUACACGCCUGGGAGCAGGAAGGUGUUGUUCCCGAUAUUCAAACCAUUGGGAAGGGACUAGGAGGUGGUUAUGCCCCCGUCUCGGGAAUCCUGAUCAACGACUCUAUCGUGCAAGCAAUGGACAAAGGCUCAGGUGUGUUUCGACACGGACAGACAUAUCAGGGCCAUCCAAUAUCCUGUGCUGCGGCACUUGCCGUGCAAAAGACUAUCAAGGAGGACUCGCUACUUGAAAAUGUGCGAACAAUGGGUGCUUACCUUGAAAGUCAACUGCGCCAGACGUUUGAAAAUCAUCCGUAUGUGGGAGACAUCCGGGGCAAGGGUCUAUUCUGGGGCGUACGUAUAACAUGGGCUGUCUGGGCUGAAACCUUUACUGAUCUUUACAUGCAGCUCGAGUUCGUUAAGGACAGGACCACCAAAGAGCCGUUUGAUCCCCAAGAUCGACUGUCUUUCCUCAUUCAAGAGAAGGGACUGCAGCCGGAAUUCGCUGUCUCUCUCUACGGUAGCCCAGGCACAGUAGACGGUAUUCGUGGUGACCAUGUGGUGCUAGCACCGCCUUAUAUCGUGUCCAAAGAAGAGAUUGAUACCAUUGUGAAUGUCAUGACCAGAGUUCUGGCUGAAGUGUUUGCAGAGUUGGGGGUGUAA
Penicillium atrosanguineum is the source of this 1407-nucleotide messenger RNA. Its product is annotated as aminotransferase, class III. The coding region runs from base 1 to 1407 and encodes 468 amino acids. Gene Ontology annotation, molecular function: pyridoxal phosphate binding; transaminase activity. The record is from RefSeq and is a predicted model, not a curated record. The transcript is spliced from 3 exons. Gene Ontology annotation, cellular component: cytosol. Lineage: Eukaryota; Fungi; Ascomycota; Eurotiomycetes; Eurotiales; Aspergillaceae.